AUGGCUUCUGCACGUGCCAUGCUCGUGCUCGCCCUCUCUCUUCUUGCUCUUUUCUCCUCUUCCAUUGCUCAAUCUCCUUCCCCUGCUCCAGGUCCCGCCUCCGCCGCCGCACCGCCGCCGUCAAGCCCCCCGCCGGUUGCAGCUCCCCCAACUACACCUCCCCCUGCAGCCUCACCGCCGCCAACCAUCUCAACUCCACCGGCGGCGGCUCCUCCCGCCAUCCCACCGAUGAUGGCUUCUCCACCGUCUAUGGAGUCAAGCCCAGGCCCAGGCCCAAUGCCCGACAGCCCACCAUCACCUCCAGGUCCAAGUCCAAGCCCAAUGUCUAUGUCUCCGCCGACUCCGGCGCCAGCUCCAUCGCCGCCGUCUCCUCCGCCGCCGAGCGCGGGAUUUUCUAUCCACCAGGGUGGUUACAAGGCGGCUGCUGCGGCGGUGUUGGGUGGCCUAGCCGUCUUCUUGGUUUAA
This is a messenger RNA of Benincasa hispida (wax gourd), 465 nucleotides long. RefSeq lists its product as uncharacterized. The record is from RefSeq and is a predicted model, not a curated record. NCBI's taxonomy places the organism in Eukaryota, Viridiplantae, Streptophyta, Magnoliopsida, Cucurbitales, Cucurbitaceae.